This is a messenger RNA of Medioppia subpectinata, 1201 nucleotides long. Lineage: Eukaryota; Metazoa; Arthropoda; Arachnida; Sarcoptiformes; Oppiidae. The record is from the annotation of a GenBank genome assembly.
UGGUGUCUUCAUCGCGUCAUGAGAUGUGAAGAUGGAGUUUGAAAUGAAUAGUCCAAUCGGAGGGACGCUAUCAGUGUUUGGCUCUGUUAUGCGACAGCAAUACUUUACCGAUACUUUACAGUUGUGUCAGAGAUAUACACCAUUGCUAUCGGCACUUCUUGUGGACGGCUUCUGGUUAUAGACACAUACUGUGCCCAAUAUAAUACAUACUCUCGUACUCCUACUCCACUAACUCAAUACUAAAACACGGAUAUAACCAGUUGUGGUCUCACUUACCAUUGCUGCUUACGAUUACUCGUCCUCUUCUUCCUCCUCAUCUAUUUCUUCGCUCUAUUCACACAACUAUUCUUCGGACGAAUCCCUAUCGGCGGCCAAAGUGAGGCCUAACAACACGAUAGCGUCGCGGGCGUCGACAGUGUCGUUGUCGGCGCUGCCCUUAUCUCUAGUGCAGAAUCCAUUCCCCGCUUCCGGUAUGACUGCAUUGGGUUUGGGAACUGCGGCCGCAUUGGCAGCGCUCACCGCCGCAAACGGUGCUCUCGGGUCCACCGGCUCUUCAAACAGCCCCACAUCAGCAGCCGCUGCGGCCGCCGCCGCCGCUGCCUAUGGAGCACAUCCCGCGGCCGCUAUGUUUAUGUUACCCACUCUUAACUUCACUGUCAGUCAAGUGGCGGCUGUUUGUGAGACACUCGAGGAAAGUGGAGACAUCGAACGACUCGGAAGGUUCUUGUGGUCGCUUCCAGUGGCGCAUCCAAAUUGCGGUGAACUCAAUAAAAACGAGUCAGUACUGAGAGCCCGGGCUUUAGUGGCCUAUCAUUCGGGAAACUUCCGAGAGUUGUAUCAUAUUCUCGAAAAUCAUCGCUUCACCAAAGGUUCGCAUUCAAAGUUACAACACAUGUGGUUAGAGGCUCACUAUCAGGAGGCAGAGAAGCUGAGGGGUCGCCCACUCGGACCCGUCGACAAGUAUAGAGUGAGAAAGAAGUAUCCGUUGCCGCGAACCAUAUGGGAUGGCGAACAGAAGACACACUGUUUCAAAGAGAGGACCAGAUCUCUGCUCAGGGAAUGGUAUCUUCAGGACCCGUAUCCAAAUCCAACUAAAAAGCGCGAAUUAGCGACUGCCACAGGAUUAACACCCACUCAAGUUGGAAAUUGGUUUAAAAAUCGUCGUCAACGCGAUAGAGCGGCGGCGGCUAAAAACAGGUAA